Molecule: messenger RNA, 591 nt
Organism: Colletotrichum higginsianum IMI 349063
Lineage: Eukaryota; Fungi; Ascomycota; Sordariomycetes; Glomerellales; Glomerellaceae
Exons: 2
Coding region: 1-591 (196 amino acids)
Source: RefSeq, a predicted model, not a curated record
AUGGCUCAACCACCACGACAGACAACGCCGUUCAACGCCAUUGGCAACAACAAGGCCCAAGACCACGCAACAAUGUUGAAUGGAGACAGCUCAAGCUAUAACAAGGUUGGAUAUAUUAACAGCAUCCAACAAGUGCAAAUCUUCCACCAGCAGGUCUGCGCAGCGGCUGGGGGGUCAUCACUGGGAAGUGAUCACCAUCUACAGGAAUCAGGAGUCAGCACCGUGGUGACCUCAGAGAAGCCAGAUCUUGACACCUACAUUGGGGAAUUUGUGGAGCUAGGCCGUCUUAUCAGUCUCGGCUACCAGAACCUCCACAGAACAGCAAAGCCAUAUCGGCCUUUCUUCAAAGAAAUCCGAACAAAGGUCACAGAGCAGGACCUGAAACUCGAAAGCCUCAACAGAAGCCUCGUCCAUGCUCUCCAGCAACGGAAAUCCUUUUUGAUCAGCGGCCCAAGUAUGCUCGAAGAAACGCUCAAAAGGAUAAGGGGGGCUGUCAACCAAGACAUGCAGCAGGCCCUUAGCAAAUGUGUUAUUGAGCUACAGGUAUCGUUACCACUGGACAAGGAUAACAUGCAAUCUUAUGGCAACUAA